GCCUCGGCUGUGCCGGGCGGCUGGGUCACAGGUUCGAGGCAGUGUCGUUCCGGCAGGAGCAGGCGGAAAACCUGCGUGGAGAUGGCUGCAUCCUGGCGUCCCCAUGUCUGGGCAGUGCCAGCGAGCGAGUAGUGGAGCCCAAGAAACAGGCCUGCUGGGGGGGCUAUUAUCUCCCCACUCCACCCCCGUGGACCGAAUCUGCUCGAGAAGAAGCAGGUUUUGUCUUGAAGUUGGAAUGUGACAAACUCGCCAGUGAGAAAUCGGAGAUGCAGCGUCACUACGUCAUGUACUACGAGAUGUCCUACGGGCUGAACAUCGAGAUGCACAAACAGGCUGAAAUCGUCAAGAGGCUAAAUGGGAUUUGUGCUCAGGUCCUGCCCUACCUUUCGCAAGAGCAUCAGCAGCAAGUCCUGGGAGCCAUUGAACGAGCCAAGCAGGUCACGGCGCCAGAACUGAACUCCAUCAUCCGU
Molecule: messenger RNA, 470 nt
Organism: Eurypyga helias (sunbittern)
Lineage: Eukaryota; Metazoa; Chordata; Aves; Eurypygiformes; Eurypygidae
Gene: TLE5
Product: amino-terminal enhancer of split
Exons: 5
Biological process (GO): regulation of DNA-templated transcription; negative regulation of canonical Wnt signaling pathway
Cellular component (GO): transcription regulator complex; nucleus
Molecular function (GO): protein binding; transcription corepressor activity
Source: RefSeq, a predicted model, not a curated record